Thalassophryne amazonica is the source of this 672-nucleotide messenger RNA. RefSeq names its product transmembrane protein 238a (gene tmem238a). Bases 71 to 412 code for a protein of 113 amino acids. The record is from RefSeq and is a predicted model, not a curated record. The transcript has 3 exons. NCBI's taxonomy places the organism in Eukaryota, Metazoa, Chordata, Actinopteri, Batrachoidiformes, Batrachoididae.
GUGUUUUUUUUUCUGGGCAGGUAAAUGCGGAAGUAUUGAAAUCUAGACUCCACGGAGACGGAGUAAAAGAAUGAGCGGCACAAACCGCACCAACACUAUGGCUCUGUGUGAUGGACUGUCCCACUGCAAACUGGCUCUGGUUUUCGCCGUGCUGAUGGACUUACUGGGUGGAGCCGCCCUGUUGGUGGGAGUCUUUGCCCCUUUGGAGGUCAGAGGACAAGAUUUUGGAGACUUACUGGUCUAUACUGGCGCUCUGUUGGUUCUCUUCUCGCUGGGCGGCUGGGUGCUGUGGUACAGCGGGAACAUCGAGGGCCUGACGUCCCGGAAGGAGCUGGGCCACAUCAGCAGCGCCGUCGACCGCCUGGCUCGGAAUCUAAGUCGCAAGAUCCGAAACUACCAGAGCCACCACUGAACACGCCAUCCACACCUUUCACUCAAAGGAUUAACCUUUGACCUUUAACAGUCUGCGUUUGUCAGUAUUAUGAGUACAAACACUGUUACGUCUUUGCAUCCGCACUGCUGGUGUGUUGUUACACACAUCAACAGGCAUUUCAGUCGGAACAGUGGAAACACUGAUCUGUUGCAUCAUUGUGUUAUUUUUUACAUUUCAAUAAAUAUGAAGUUAGCACUGGUGUUUCAUUCUGAAUUUCAAUAAAAUUCUGAUAAUCUAGA